UCUGCACGGCGGACGGAGCGAACCACGAAUGAAGGAUCCAACUUUCAACAUCAACAUCACCAGCCGUGCCAGCUCACCUCAGGACGCAACAUAUGACAAUUCCAAUGCCAUACACCUCCAGAACGGCCGGAGAAAAUGACGAGCAUCGACGAGCUAUUCAAAGGCGCUGGUAUCGGUAGCAAGCGUAAGAUCGAGCUCAAUCACGAUCCCUCACACUUCUACAAGUCCGCGAAGCUCUCCGCAAAUGGGGACGCAAAAGGGAAAACGCACGCCAGCGUCGAAGAGGCCGACGAGAACAAUUACGAUGACGACGCGGAAGCCGGUCCCGAGAUGCCCCCCGACGAUGGUGAGGAUCCGGAUGAGGAAGGACGAUUCUUCGGCGGUGGCAUGGACAAGGCGACAGCGGCAGCCAUGGAUUACCUCGACAUCGCGGACGGUCAGGAGGAAUAUGUGCAGGAGAAAUACGACAGCGCAUGGAUACGGCGACUGGCGUUGAAUUUUGAGAAGAAGAUAUCGAAGAACGCGGAACUGCGAGCGAAGUAUGAAGAGGACCCGACGAAGUUCCUACAGUCUGAGGCAGAUCUGGACGAUGAGGUCCGGAACCUGUCGAUCCUGGCUGAACAUACCGACCUCUACCCGGAAUUUGCAAAGCUGGGCUGUGUAGCAUCUUUGGUGUCCUUGCUCGCGCACGAAAACACGGACAUUGCCAUUCGAGCCAUCCAGACCAUUGGUGAACUCCUCGAUGAGGACGUCGAAGCUGAGCCGGAGCAGUGGGACGCUCUGGUUGAUGCCGCCCUCGAAGCCGAUAUAAUCUCCCUCCUAACCGCCAACUUCAGUCGUUUCGACGAAUCUGCGACCGAAGAGGACCGCAAUGGCGUCUACCAUUCCCUCUCCGCAGUCGAGAUCCUCUCCUCGCGUUCGUCCGUCGCUGCGGAGUUAUCGUCCACCGGACCCACCUCGCUCCUCCCGUGGCUCCUGAGUCGCCUCCAGCGGACUGAGAAGGCAGUCUCCCAAAACAAGCAAUACGCCGCGGAAAUCCUCUCCAUCCUCCUCUCGUCGUCGCCCUCCACACGGUCCUCGCUCGCCUCUGUCUCCCCGAACGGCAUCGACACCCUCCUGAACUGCCUCGCCAUGUACCGCAAAUCCGACCCGUCCCCCGGCAGCACCGCGUCCGAAUAUUUCGAGGAUCUGUUCGACGCGCUCGUCCUCGCCCUCCUCACACCCGCCAAUAAAGCCGCCUUCCAGGCCGCCGAGGGCAUCGAGCUGCUCCUUAUCAUGCUCCGGUCGUCCAGUCUCAGCAAACCACGUGCACUGCGGACGCUGGAUCACGGCCUUGCGGGGUCCUCUCCCGAGUCUGGCGCACUGGCCGAGCACUUCGUCGAGGCGCAGGGACUGGGCAUCUUGUUCAAGCUGUUCAUGAAGAAGCAAGACGCGUCAACCACGGAGCAUCUGCUCGGAAUCCUAUCCGCGUUGCUGCGAUUGCUCCCCGCGGACAGCGCCGGCCGCAUACGCACGCUGGCGAAGUUCGUGGAGAGGGACUAUGAGAAGAUUGGGAGGUUGGGUGUCGUUCGGAGGGAGCUGGAGGCACGGCUCAGAGGUGUCGAUGCGGCUAUCACGGAAGAGAAGACGAAUCUGAAGCGGCGGGGAGAUGAGGGUGAGAUUGAAGUGCGGGAGGAGGAGUGGUUGGCGAGACGGCUGGAGAGCGGGCUACAUUCUCUGAGGUUGGUGGAUGCCAUUCUAGCUUGGCUCGUGGCUGAGGAUGCUGGUGCGAAGAGAAAGAUCAUGUCUGUGUUGGACGAGACGGACCAGGCGCUGUCGAAUGCCAAAGCGGUUUUACAGGAACAGUUAAAAGAGAUAGGGACGCCUGACGAGGCAGAAGAGGUUGCUACGGCGGAAAUGCUUAGUGCUUUGGUCUCGUUCUUGAAUUGAACGAGUUACAUGUCAUCUAGGAAGGAAUAUCUCUUGGCAAUCAACGCUUUAGAGGAGCUGGAGCACAUCCUCGUGGAUUUCUUGUAUUGAUGGUAGGAAUUCGGAUGAGACAUGGUAUCUUAAACACGCCUCUUUGCCUUCACGCUAAUAACGCUAAACCU
Molecule: messenger RNA, 2090 nt
Organism: Eremomyces bilateralis CBS 781.70
Lineage: Eukaryota; Fungi; Ascomycota; Dothideomycetes; Eremomycetales; Eremomycetaceae
Product: DUF1716-domain-containing protein
Exons: 1
Coding region: 136-1929 (597 amino acids)
Cellular component (GO): spliceosomal complex
Source: RefSeq, a predicted model, not a curated record